Molecule: messenger RNA, 799 nt
Organism: Parasteatoda tepidariorum (common house spider)
Lineage: Eukaryota; Metazoa; Arthropoda; Arachnida; Araneae; Theridiidae
Source: RefSeq, a predicted model, not a curated record
AUUUUGACGUAUUUCUGGUCAGCCUUCAGUUAUCGCACUUUUUGCUUUAUCGUGAAUCCAUCAUCAUGGAAUGACUUUCACCACGAGAAGUUUUAAGCAAUCUUUUUUCUUAUUGGUCUAAAAUUUAAGAAACAAGACCGUUGAUUGGACCGGUUAAUUCGUAUCUAACCUUUCGCCCUUUUUUAAGUUUAAAUAAAAGUUCCAUGUCUAAGUGAACAGACUUACUGAAAAUACGACCAUUAACUAAAACUGAAAAGUUUUUUAAUCUAAGUUUCAAAGAAAUUACGGAUAUGUUUCUGAAACUUUUUGUGUUGGCUUUUGCCGUUUCUUGUGCAAUUGCUCAUAAUGCGGCCCAUACUGAAUGUGUCAACACAACAACCUUUUGUAAAGAUCUUGUCAUGCAAGUUUCAGAAUGUAAUGCUGAACAUGAACGUUGUCCUCUUUAUCAAGGAAAAAGUCAUACGGUAACAUUCGAGUGCACUCCCACUAAAAACUUCACUGGCAAAACUGAUUUUAGAGUUUAUGGAGUAUUUGAAAAAUUUUCCGUUCCAUACAGGGGUAAAUCUGAUGCUUGUGAGUCUGCUGUGACAACAGAUACUAAUACUCCAUGCAAAGACAUGGGUGGAUUUUUCCAAGAACGUAGAUUUAGGCACGAAUCAAAUUUCGCUGUUUCAGUUAACUAUCCAAAAAUACAACUGAAAGUUCGAUUUUCCAUGUGUGACAGAAGAAGCAAAGUAUGCAUGAUGUGCGCUGAGCUUCCAGUAGAAAUAAUGAGUCCACCAGGAGAAUAAAAAUUUUG